Molecule: messenger RNA, 1899 nt
Organism: Dothidotthia symphoricarpi CBS 119687
Lineage: Eukaryota; Fungi; Ascomycota; Dothideomycetes; Pleosporales; Dothidotthiaceae
Product: 2-isopropylmalate synthase
Exons: 3
Coding region: 1-1899 (632 amino acids)
Biological process (GO): L-leucine biosynthetic process
Cellular component (GO): mitochondrion
Molecular function (GO): 2-isopropylmalate synthase activity
Source: RefSeq, a predicted model, not a curated record
AUGCCGAUGCUCAAGGAGCCGUGGAAGAAAUACAAGGCGUUCAAGCCGCUGAAUCUGCCGGAUCGCACGUGGCCGAGCAAGACGAUUGAGAGGCCGCCGCGCUGGCUGUCGACGGAUUUGAGGGAUGGGAAUCAGAGUUUGGUAGAUCCCAUGGACGGCACACAAAAAUGGGAGUACUUCCAGAUGCUCGUCAAGCUCGGAUACAAGGAAAUCGAAGUGUCGUUCCCGUCAGCAUCGCAAACCGACUUCGACUUCACACAGCGCCUGAUCCAGACGCCCGGCAUAGUCCCUGAUGAUGUCUGGGUCCAGGUCCUGUCGCCGUGCCGCAAGGAGCUGAUUCGCCGCACCGUCGACUCGCUCAAGGGCGCGAGGAAGGCUAUCCUCCAUCUGUACCUCGCCACGAGCCCGUGUUUCCAGCAGAUUGUCUUCAACAUGAAUGACGAGGAGACGAUUGCGUUGGCAGUCGAGUGCACAAAGUACGCGCGCGAGAUUACAAAGGACGACCCCGAGCAGGCAGGGACAGAGUGGACGUACGAGUUCUCCCCGGAGACGUUCUCGGACUCGUCGCCUGAGUUUGCGCUGCAGGUGUGUGAGGCGGUUAAGAAGGCGUGGGAGCCCAGUGUUGAGAAGCCGAUUAUCUUCAACCUGCCUGCGACUGUCGAGAUGGCGACGCCAAAUGUGUACGCCGAUCAGAUUGAGUACUUCUGCAAAAAUAUCUCCGAGCGGGAGAAGAUCUGCGUGUCUCUUCAUCCACACAACGACCGUGGCUGCGCAGUCGCGGCAGCUGAACUGGCGCAGAUGGCUGGUGCGGACCGUGUAGAGGGCACGCUCUUUGGCAACGGCGAGAGGACAGGAAAUGUUGACCUCGUGACUCUGGGUCUCAAUCUCUACACACAAGGUGUUCACCCCGGCAUCGACUUCUCGGACCUCAAAUCCAUCAUCGACAUGGUCGAGACGUGCAACAAAAUCCCCAUCCACCCCCGCGCCCCCUACGGCGGCCAGCUCGUCGUCUGCGCAUUCAGCGGCUCCCACCAAGACGCCAUCAAGAAAGGUUUCGCAAAGCGCAAAGCCGACGGCGCAACAAACGAGUCCUACUGGCAAAUCCCCUACCUCCCCCUCGACCCCCAAGACAUCGGCCGCACAUACGAAGCCAUCAUCCGCGUCAACUCGCAGAGCGGAAAGGGUGGUGUGGCCUGGAUCAUCCAGCGGCAGCUCGAACUCGACCUCCCGCGGGGCCUUCAAAUCGCCUUCUCCAAAGUCGUCCAGCGCGAAACAGACAUGUUGGGCCGCGAACUGCUCCCCACGGAGAUCACAAAACUCUUCGAGGAAGCAUACCAUCUACGCCGCAACCCGCGCUUCUCCCUCGUCGACUACGAAAUCACAACCGACCGCUCGAAAUCCCCCGCGCCGCUACAGGACGGCAAGACGGCCAGCAGCCGCAAUUUGCGCCGUAUCUUCAAGGGUGUUAUUGAAAUUGAUGGCGCGGAGCAUACGAUUCGCGGGUCGGGCAAUGGCGCUAUUUCGUCGUUGGCAGAUGCGUUGCGGGGUCUGGGCAUCGAGCUUGAUGUCGUGGAUUACAAUGAGCACACUAUCGGCACGAGCAAGGAUGCAAAGGCCGCCACGUACAUUGGGUGUACGGCCGCGGGCAGCAGUACGAAAGUGUGGGGCGUGGGUAUCCAUCAUGAUGUCGUGCAGGCUAGUUUGAUUGCGCUGUUGAGUGCUGCGAGUUCGUUCCUCUCCUCGCGGCCAUCGACGCCCAUCCCCUUUCGUCCCAAGCGCUCUAAUACUGUAGAGAUCCCGAGCCCGGAGUCGAGUCCCACACAUAAGGCGACGCAGAGCGAGAAAGAGCGCGAGCCGUCUGUUGUGGAGAAAUUGGAGGCUGUUGUGAAUGGCGAGUAG